AUGAACGUGGUGACCAUUAGUGGAGGAGAGUCUUGUCAAUCGAGCUGUGCGGCCAGCGACAUUGCCAGUGAGCCAAGUUCUCCGUCGCGGCCAGUCACUCCACAGCCCAUGCCUCCUGUGCCUAUCCAACACUGCCCCUAUGAGUGCCUGAGAGCGGACAGCGAGGACAGCGGCCUCGGACCCAGUCCAGCAAAGUCCCUGGUCAAUCCCACCUCCCCGGAGGGGUCCAUUUCCCCCAUUCAGUUUGGACGGUGCGAAGAGGAGGAAGAGGAUGACCGCUCGGACUCUCUGUUGGACCUCAGUCCUCGGACCGACAACAGCUACGAAUCGGAAGAGAACCAUUGCAGCAAAGAAUACAUUACAAACUCGCCAGAGGAAGGGGUCCAUGGGCUGGACAGUGCGUUCCGUCACUACUGCCUUCCGCUCACUGACUGCGACAAGCCUGCCAUUCCAAAAAGUCCUAAACUGUCGUCCCAAACCGACAGCUUCCAGUUCCUGUUGUCAACAAAAAACUGUUUAAAUAGCAAUCAAACAAGGGCGGAAGACUUCCGACUUCUCCACCAUAGUAAUCAUACAAUGGUCAACUCUUCUCAGUUUCCUUCACAAUUACUGAACUCUGAGGAACUCGGCAAAGAAAGUAACUCCACCGACAUUCUUUCCUCUUUCUUCGACGAGCAGGCUUGUCGCGACGACCUUGAGUCGGACACUUUUUGUGGACAACAACUGCCUUUAAAUUCUUUCACCAAAGCCGAGUGCAUCAAAAACAGCAACGGGUUAAACUUAACAACGCGGGUUUCACCUUCCUCGGUAGACGAGGACCACCAUCAUCCCCACAGCGAAUCAAUCAAUAGUGACCAACUUUUUGUACAAACGACACAUCUGAAUCCCAAAGUGGUCCUCAUCCGAUCGAAUUUCGAUAACCAGAGUUUGUAUGUUGAAGAAAGCAACAGUCGACAGUCCUCUUACAGCGAUGCUGCAAAUCAGGGGCCCCUUUGUAAUGAACUAAAUAUUGACUGUACAUCGUCGAACUGCAGCCAGGGCAGUGCAGUUGACUCACAGAACAGCAGUAGCGUCGCUUCAGGCGAGGAUGGUGCCUGUAAGUGGCUCAACUGCAAUCGGACUGCGGACGCUAAUACCACUGCCACAGAUCUCGUUGAUCAUAUUCGUCAGUGCCAUGUCCAGAGUCAACCAGAUGACAGCAAGAGUUAUGUUUGUCUUUGGGUUGGAUGCAAGGUAUACGAGCGCCCAUCAUGUUCUCGCAGUUGGCUGGAGCGACAUGUCCUGCUACACGGCGGCAGUAAACCCUUUCGUUGUAUCGUGGACGGCUGCAACCAGAGGUUCAGUUCCGAAGUGGUGCUGCAGAGGCAUGUCAAUUCCCACUUCCCUCAGUCCAGGAGCAACAAAGGGAGUGAUCACGCGAAUGGCAGGUUAUGUCGCAGGAAAAGACACAAACACCGCAGGCGGCCACAAUCCCAUAAAUCAAAGGACUUUUUUGAUGACGCUACGAUGGAACAUGUACGACAUAAUUUAUAUCAGUUAAGCUCAAUUGAAGGAAUGGUCUUAGGAGGACCUCCAUCUGCUAUAACAUUCCAUAGUAGUGUUAUUGCAAGAAGAAUUGAUGAAUCAGGAAAAGUAAAUGUUCUUCUUCACUGGGAACCUGAAAACUUAGUGCCAGAUUCAUGGGUUGCCGAAGGGGACAUCAUUUCCAACCUAGAAAAAACCAUUCCAGUUUCCAAACUACCUCGAGAAGCAUUACAGCUCCCAUUUUUGGAUGCACUUCAGACAGCGGGUAUCCUCUCCCGGCCUGGAAAGCGCAAACGAAAAUGAAAAUCUACACAUUUGUUGUUUAAGUUCCAGUCCUUUAUGAAAAAUUUACUGUAGCCUGAAAUCCACCGCUCAAGUGCCACUGAAACAAUUUGUGGAACUUUUUCAUUUGAACAUUAUCCUCAUUAUUUGUUUGUCCCCUGGUUUCUGCAUACCUAUUUAAGUCAAUCAUAUUUCUGCAAAACUGUAAGCAGUUGUGUAAUUUAUUUUCGUAGGCCUUCAUCAAUUAUUUACUUGGUCAUUGGAAAUCAAAAUUUUGUUUUCCAUGCUUUGAAAUCCUCAUUAUCACAUGGCAUUAAUGUUGAGCAUUCAAGGGAACAGGAUAAGACUAUGAAAAUUAUGAGAGAAUAUGUUUGUGUUAUGUAGGAACUAGUGAAUUCAGAGUUGACGAAGCUGAGUGUUUAUCAAGGAAACAAGGUGACUCACAGAAGUGUAAGGUCUGAUGAGUGCCUUUAUUACGCAAAACCCUUCAUUCCAUCUGGAUCCUUUUGUGAUUGAUCUGACUUACUUGCGCAGCUUAAGUUUAAUAAAGCAAUUAAAAAAUUUUUUUUUAAUAUCUUUGUAAUAUUAUAUUACAUAGUUAAGAUAAUGUGUAAAAUUACAUAAAUUUUAUUAGAGCCAUUGCUGUAGCAUCAAAUUAUUCAGAGUUGGCAAGCCUUUUAAUGUUAAUUUUGUGCAAGUUUUCAAAACUGUCUUUCUCUAAUCUGUUCUUCAUAGAAACACACUCUUAGAAUUUCUGUUUUAAGAAUUAUAAAAUACAUUAUCAAAAGUUUUUAAAUAGUUUUAUAAACUUUUGAUAAUGUGAUUGCCUAAUACUUUUAUAAUAUAUUUUCCAAUCGGUUGAUAUAUUAAAAAAGAUAUUUCUUAGGAAUGCCAGAAGCUAAUAUAUUUUCUUUAAUAAUUAAGGAUAUGAAAGAAGUUUUUUAUUUUUGAAACUUAGAAAAGAUUUAAAAAAAAGUUAGUGAUUUUAUGGCAAGAGCAAUUUUCAUAAAACAUCAUUUCUGUUAUUGUAAGAUUUGUUAUUGUAAGAUUUGUAAGAUUUGUUAUGGGCACUUUUUAGUAAUAUUUUAUGUUUAUUAAGGCAUUUUAUUACCAUUAAUCUGUUUUGAGAAUUAAUGUUUUGAAAUAAAUCAGAUGUAUCAUUAAUAUCUCAUUGAAAGAAAUAUGAAUAACAUAUGAAAAUGUUAAUUGUAAUAUUUUUAUAUUUAAUAUCUUAAAUGCUGUUAACAUUUUUGAUUUCGCCCUCCUUUUUUUCAAAUCAGGUUUGCCAUCUGUAUGUAUUUUUUAAAAACUUUUUUAGUCACUAACAUUCAUAUUAAACAUGCUCUUUAAUUAUUUAAACUCAAAAAAGAAAAAGAAAUCCAGAAACUGUAUUUUAUUAUAGAUGUAGGGAAUGCUGUAAACUCACAAAGAAAAUGAAAUUAUAUAACUCUUAGAUAAUUUUUCCAGACUAGAACAUUAAAGUCAUAUAAAAUAUAUUGUUAAGAAAUUUGCCAUAUAAAAUCAUCAUUUCUGAAAAUGAACCUGGAAUUUAGUGACGCAUUUUUAAUUGUAAGUCAGGUCCAAUACAAUCGGGAAUUAAGUGUCAGAUGGUUUCAACUUCACUGCCUGUUGUGAGAAUAGUACAAGGUGAACUGUUGGAAGCUAAUUCAAAAAUAUAUAUCAACUAUUUUUAUAUACUUGCUGCGUAACAAUGUUGUUGAAAGAUAUUGCAUCAGAUUGGGAUUCAUACAAGAGCAACUUUACAAAAAUAAAUAAACGAUGGAUAUCUUGAAGGGUAAUAUGUUCAAUAUCAAAAGUAUUGCAAUGAAUUAGAAGAAAUGAUUGCAAAUGUAGAUAUGUUAACCUCAAUUUAUGUGAAUAGUGUUUGAUAACAUGUUCUUGGCAUAUAUAUGUAUGCAUAAAUGUUUUUAGAAACUGUGGGCUAUCGUAUGUGCUGUGUUUUACUCUCGGCCAAUGUUUGUACCUAAUGUUUUGCUGAUAAAUAUUUUGUAUUUAAAAUGCAGUGGUUGUAACUGAAAAUUAUUGAAAUACAUCAUGUAUAUAUAUUUUUAUUUGCAAAUCCUUAGUUUCCUUUUAUUAUUCUUAUACAGUUAGUUGCAAAAUUAUCAUUUUGUGUUACACUUAUUAGUCAAGGUUUUAAUGAUAUUUCAUGAAUACUAAUUGCAUUUAACAGAAAUAAUUAUUCAUGGAAUAUCCAGUAGUUUUAUACAUUUUUGUGAAUAUUGAAUGAAAUAAAAUAGUUAAUGAGUUCAGGGUUUCCAAACCAUUAUUUAUGACUAUGGGACCAAAUUGUUGUUUUCUCCCCUCGGAAUUUGUUUAGUUCUUGAUUUAUUAAUGUACUUCCUGUCUUUUUUCCUGUUUUUGAAAAUAAUGAAAGACUUUCUUAAUAACUGGGUUAUCAUCUUGAGGAAUAAAAAUGUAUACUUUGUAAUUGAAUGUAUUUAAUUUAACUGUUAUGCUUUUUUUAAUUAUAAAUUUCAAAAGAGUACUUGAUUUUAAAAAAAAAAGUGCAAAAAAGAAAUGUCAGAACUAAAUUUUUUGUUCCUUCUAUAUGAAGCUUUAAGAGUGUAUAUAUAUUCAAAAUAAAAGCAAUUAAAAUUAA
Messenger RNA from Stegodyphus dumicola, 4429 nucleotides. RefSeq lists its product as uncharacterized. Gene Ontology annotation, biological process: regulation of transcription by RNA polymerase II. Gene Ontology annotation, cellular component: ESC/E(Z) complex. NCBI's taxonomy places the organism in Eukaryota, Metazoa, Arthropoda, Arachnida, Araneae, Eresidae. The record is from RefSeq and is a predicted model, not a curated record.